Molecule: messenger RNA, 4729 nt
Organism: Trichobilharzia szidati
Lineage: Eukaryota; Metazoa; Platyhelminthes; Trematoda; Strigeidida; Schistosomatidae
Source: the annotation of a GenBank genome assembly
CCACAUGGGGCUCACUAUCCGAGUUUGACCUUCAGCUACGCAACUUGGUUUUUGGGUUGUUUUCCUUGCAUUCUUUUGCAAGUACAAUCCUUCGGGUGAUGUCAGAAGACAUUGGGCAUCUUUGGAGUACUCACUGAUGGAUGAAAAGAAUUGCUCCAAUCUUCACAUAUGUCAAGCUGUUGAUAAUCAGUCGAAUAAGUGUUUAACAGAAAAACUUGCCCUAUUAUAUCCAUCCUCUGAUAUUCUAAAUCAAUCAACAAUAAAUCAUAAUCAAAUUCAAACUGUCCAAUCAAAAAUCAAAUCAGAAAUCAAUAUAAAUAAUCAAUUAUCUGAAAGUUUUACCAAAGAAAAAGAAGACGACAAAGACGACGAUAAAUUUAUUGCUGAAAUUGAAUUGAUCAGUUUAAUUGGUCAACGUGAAUCACUUCCACGUUAUCGUCUUCGAGUGGAUCCGUGUACUGCUUUCAUAGGUUAUAAAAAUAAAGACUUUAAGUCAGCAGCUAGACGAGUUACGCGUCAUUUAUCUAGCAAACAUUCCACUUUGCCUAAAUCAAUAACUGAAUUGACCACAGUCAAUUCAGAAUUAAGUGAUAAUUUCAAUAGUAAUAAUAAUUAUAAUAAGACAGUUGAAUAUCAAUCAGAAGAAGAUUAUUCUGAAGAGGCAGAAGACGAAGAAGAGGACGAAUCGCUUGGCUUAACAGAAGAACAGAUUGAAAAUACUCUAGAUUACUUUAUUCUUUGUGGCCUUAGAGUUAGUCAAAUGACUAAAACCUAUGAAGACUUGGAUGCAAUUACACAAUUGUUAGAAGAGAAACAAACAGAUCUUGAAUUGGCUGCAAAAAUUGGCAAAAAUCUAUUGGAAAGAAAUCGUGACCUUCAAUCCAGACUGAUUGAAACAGAGAAAAAUUUAUGUGCACGUGAUGAAGUGAUAAGUCAACUGAAUCAUAAUCUCAGUGUGAAAGACAGUUUACUACGGAUAUUUUUAAGGGAUUCUGAUCAACUUGAAGAUGGUAAUGAUGACCAGACAAGUACAAAAUCCAGUGGACAUGUAUCACCUAUGCGUAGUCAAGGUUUAUCUACUGGAGGUGAUGGACUCUCCCUGUCUUCAGUCAACUUUUCCCAGUUGAACAGGAAACUCCAAGAUUUAGAAGAAGAGAAUAAUAUACUGCGUCAAGAGCGUAAUCGUCUAUCAGAUACUGCAGAUCAAUUGGAUGAGCAUGAAACUGCUUUAGUUCGAGACUGUGCACGCCAGUUGAUUGCUGCCAAUAUGCAUAUACGUACAUUAUCAGAUGAAUUGGCUAAAAAAUCCGAUGCUUAUAUUAAUCAACAAUCUGAGGUGACACGUCUACUAACACGAGGAUUGGAUUUAGAAAGUCGAGUUAAACAAUUGACAGCAGAAAAUGAGAUGUUAGUCAAUCGUCUGAAAGAAGCACAAAUAUCACAAUCAUUAUUGACAAGUGAAUUGAAGACUUCACGUGACAAAUACGAUGAAUGCUUAACGCUGUAUAAUGAAGCAAGAUCGGAGAUUCGUGCCCUACGGAAACGUUCUCGUCGUAGCUAUUUUCGUCCUGGUUCCCUAAUAUCUAACACAUCUAUCAUGAAUAGUCCAACUUGGCAUCAUACACCAUCAUUGUCAUCGAAUUAUUUAAGUGGAAUUGCUAUAACACCUACUCAAUCCGAUCCAGAUCCUACAUCCUGUUAUAAUCCUUCAUCAUCUCAUCAAGAAAUUAGUGAUGAUGAUGAUGGCAGUUCAUCUUCACUGGAUAUGCUGGCCGCACAACAUCCUGGUUCAGGUAAUUUAGAAACUACACUGGCUGCAGAUUUAGCGCAUACAAAAAUGAAAGAAUAUGCUGCUGAUAAUGUAAAACAUUUAUUUCGUGCUAUGGAACAAGUUCGAUCCACGCGUACACCGAGUAGUAGUCAGCCAACUUCAUCAAUUGAUAAUAAUCAUAAUAUACUGCUACCGGAAUCUGGACAGGAAGAUACAGUUUCCAGUAGUGGUUUUGUCAGUGGAUCAGAACCAUCAGAAAAUCUUCGUAAACAUAGAUCCGGUGGAAGUGAACAAGUUUCUGAUUCUGGAAGUCCUUAUGCAGGCAGACUACUGGCUAAUCAAAAUAAUAGUCCUAUCCACUCACUGGAUGUUGGACGAAGACCGGGUUCAGGAGGUUAUCAACAACAACAACAUCAGUAUUAUCAAAACAGAUCAAAUCAGGAGCAUUUAUUGGAAUCUGAGAAACGACAUAGUUGGUUAGGCUGCUGUGAUAUCUCAUCCAAUGUCUCUGAGAAAGGAUAUCUUUCAAGUCAUGAUUAUAAUAUAAAGUAUAAAAAUAGUUUUGAUGAUAGCCUACUAUCCUGUGAUCCAGAUGUAGUGGGAACUAAUCAGUUAUACUAUAAAUUACCUCAACGCUUAAAACUUAUAAAACCAUUGGAUGGUUCCAAUGUUUUACAACAUUGGCAGAAUUUAGCUACGCCAAGUUUUACUCGAGCAUUGUUUGACGCACCACUACCUGGAGUUCAAAGUCGUGCUGGUGUACCGAAUACACCAAGCAACAGUGCAAGUAAUACAAAAAUCACUGAUGAUAAUAUUGAUGAUAAACAACGUUCUAUGUCAUUUCAACCAUUACCGCUUAAUUCAAUCAAUUCUAAAUAUGAUGGUUUAACGACAUAUUCAACUUUUAAUUCACCACAGACGCAAACAAAUGUCAAGUUUCCAUGUGAUUCGUUGGAGGAACGCAAUAAAAUAUCUCAAUUUGGAUCGAAUUCAUCAACAUGUCUGUUAAAUAAUCGCAUAAGAGCACGUUCAUUGGAUCAUUUGAUCAUGGGAUCACCGUCUGGCACCGGUGGGGGUGGUGGUGGCUCAUCGUAUUGCAAAGAUAAAAUUAAUGAGUCCGUACAAUUCUCUCGAGCUUUUAAUCAUAUCCGAUUAGAUGACUCAUCAAUGACAAUGUCACCAUCAACCGCAUCUUUUCGUACACCAUUCUCUUUAACUUCAUUAGUUUCUGCUAUUCUACCGUUUAGUGUUUCACCUCAAUCAGAUGAUAAGUCAUCAUCGUCAGUUAGUAAACCACCAGUCGCAUCGACAACGUCAUCAAACACCACUGAACCAAUACGUCUACGACCAAAGUGUCCAUUAGCUGCUACUGGUCUACAAGGCUUAUUAGAUAUGCAUAAAGAAGAUUCUGAUACCUCUAAAACACUACUUCAUCGGACUUCAUCAUCAUCAUCAGCGUCAUCGAAGUCAACUCCAGGCAAUCAAACCACGUCGUCGUCAUCCGCAGGUUCAAAUACACCAAAUCCACAACCACCGACAUUAAUUUGUCCCAACAUUGUAAAUCGUCCUACUCAAUAUACACGUCCAUCACGUGGCAGUAAUUUAACAGAGAUUACUGAAGAGUCUGGCUCACCUCCGAAAUCUCAGGAGUCAUUAUCACAACAACUACAGCAACAACAAGAAACACAACAGAUUCAUGAAUCACAAGAGUAGUUUUGUAGCGUUCUUUUUUUUGCAUCGAUGACCAACUAUCAACUAUCACAACCGUGUGCCUGUGUGUUCUUUUUUUUUAUCACAGUUUACUACAGUCUUUCAUUAAGAAUUCCUUGUUCCAGUUGGUUCCUUUUUUGUGUUUGGCCUUGCACACAACACAUUCAUCUAUCUAUCCAUGUAUCCGUUGAUGAAUAAAACAUGGAAGAAACUAGUGGAAUAUUUUGUUAGUUAGAGAUCAUGUAUAGUGGUUUGUUAGUCACUCUCUUUCUGUUUAUCAUUCCUGUCGUUAAUACGUACAUGCAUAGAUACAUACAUACUUCUUCUUGUAUUUUGUGCACAUCUGUGAAUACUAUUAGUUGGGUGGUAGUGGUAGUAGUGACCUCCGCCCCCUCUUUGAUGAUUGUUAUUUAUUUAUUUUGUUUAGCUUUCGUUAUCAAAGCCCAUCAUCAUGUUGUGUUAUACACUGACUCACAUUAUUGGGCUUGACGUGUGUUUGUGUAUGUUUGUGUUUAUGUGUAUACAUACCCUCCCCCUCCUCGCCAUUGCAUAAAACUGAGUUGAUGAUUCCCAAAUUUCUAUUGUUUCAUCACUUCGAUUAUUAUUUUUAUGUUUAUUCUUUCUUACUACUAAUAGUAGUAUAGAAAUAGUUACUGCAUUUGUGUACUUACUAUUCAAUCGUCAAGCUACUACUACAUGCUUACAGUUCAUGUUGUAUAAUUCUCUUCUUGUUUUUCUUCCUCUUCAAAUUUUACUACUGAAACAAACAGUCAGAUAAACUCACUUUUACCACUCGGAUCAUCCUUUUUUGUAGUAAUAUUUGUAACAAUAAUAAUAGCGUGUACAACACCAGUGCAUCAACAAUAAUAAUGAUGAUAAUGACUUUGAGAUAGUUAUGUUGAACCAUCAUUGUUUGCUUGCUUGUUUUUUAAGAGAAAUUAUUUAGCUCUGCAAAGAUUGAUUCUGCUAGCUAUAUCGUUUCUUUGUUUUUCCGUAAAGUUCUUCUUGUUCAUCAGAAUCAUUAUUCUCAUCAUUAAAUAUAUUCGCCAGUAACAGUAAGAGUUGCUUACCUGCUGCUUGCCUCGUUUACUUUACUACCUUAUUACCUGUUUAAGUUAAGUUGACUUUGUUGUGCGCUGUAUUUAUGCGUGUGUCUGACUGACUGACUGAGUGAGCGGGUAGGCGUCUGUUUGUUGUAUAAUUUUCUCUCUCUUUGUGUUAUAUAACCAUCAUCAUUAAUAAACCCAG